This is a messenger RNA of Ornithodoros turicata, 717 nucleotides long. RefSeq lists its product as uncharacterized. The coding region runs from base 1 to 717 and encodes 238 amino acids. Lineage: Eukaryota; Metazoa; Arthropoda; Arachnida; Ixodida; Argasidae. The record is from RefSeq and is a predicted model, not a curated record. The transcript has a single exon. Gene Ontology annotation, molecular function: RNA-DNA hybrid ribonuclease activity; nucleic acid binding.
AUGGCCCUUCAGCACAUCUCGUCCUCCCCACCUGCAGAAUGGACGAUCCUCACCGACAGCAAGGCAGCCCUGGAGAUCCUGACUUCACACGCCACCAAAAUCAUCAGCGACCUCCAAACGGCUAACACCGCAGCAUGCGAUUCUGUUUGCGCCUCUGGCCACGGUGUGCGGCUACAGUGGGUUCCCAGCCACAUGGGCCUUACUGGGAACGCAGGAGGAGACGCCGCCGCGAGGCGUGCCCAUCAAGACGUCGGCCCGCCAGCUAGUAUACCGCUCACAUCGUCCGCCUGCCUUAUAAAAAUCCGCCAGUGGUGUGCCUCCCAAAUGCACCACUCUGCCGAAGACGCUGUACGCGCCAAUGCGUAUAUCCAGUCCAUUGACACGACAAUGCAAUUCACCCCACCCCAGCAGCUCGUCCGCGCAGAAGAAGCGCUGCUCCAUCGGCUCCGACUCAACGUCGCAUAUACACCGCAAUACUUGUGCAGGGUCGGAAAGCGUCGCUCAGCUAGCUGCGCCUGUGGCGCAGUAGCAGUCGUAGGGCACCUCCUACUAACCUGCUCGGAGUACCCUGCAGCCCGCGCUGUCCUCGCCGAUCGCCUCCAACGCCUGGGACACGGUUUGCUCUCACUGGCCGUGCUUCUCGAAUGGCAACUGGCAGCCGUUACAAGGGCCCUCCUGCAAUACCUACAGGACACCCAGCUAAGGGUUACGCGGUAA